Eruca vesicaria subsp. sativa (arugula) is the source of this 1502-nucleotide messenger RNA. NCBI's taxonomy places the organism in Eukaryota, Viridiplantae, Streptophyta, Magnoliopsida, Brassicales, Brassicaceae. The record is from the annotation of a GenBank genome assembly.
UUAUCUUCAACCUCCCUCACCUCUCCUCAAACACUCUCCUCCAACAAGGUAUUCAAUUGCCGAGUGAACACAGAGUGCUUUAAGAUCAUCUAACCAUGGCUGAGACCAAACCUGAAAUAGAGAUGUCAGAGGAGGAGAAGAAGAUAGCCAAGAUGUCUUCGCUGAAGAAGAAAGCAAUAAACGCAUCAAACAGAUUCAAGAACUCAUUCUCAAAAAAGGGUCGAAAAAGCAGCAGCAAGGUCAUGUGUGUAACCAUUGAAGACGACAUAGACGCAGAAGACCUUCAAUCUCUUGAUGCUUUUCGUCAAGCUCUUGUCCUUGACGAGCUCUUGCCAUCUAAUCUCGAUGAUCUACAUAUGAUGCUUCGAUUCCUGAGGGCAAGAAAGUUCGACAUUGAGAAGGCUAAGCAAAUGUGGAGUGACAUGAUUCAAUGGAGGAAAGAUUUCGGCGCUGAUGCAAUCAUCGAGGAAUUUGAGUUUGAAGAGAUUGAUGAAGUCAUGAAGCAUUACCCUCAAGGCUAUCAUGGAGUAGACAAGGAAGGAAGACCAGUUUACAUUGAGAGAUUAGGUCAAAUCGAUGCUAACAAGCUGCUUCAAGUAACAACAAUGGACCGGUACGUGAAAUAUCAUGUCAGAGAGUUCGAGAAGACUUUCAAGAUCAAGUUCCCUGCUUGUUCUGUCGCUGCCAAAAAACACAUUGAUCAGAGCACUACUAUUCUUGACGUCCAAGGCGUGGGGCUUAAGAACUUUAGCAAAUCUGCAAGAGAGCUUCUUCAAAGGCUUCUCAAGAUUGACAAUGACAAUUAUCCUGAGAUGGCUAUAAACCGCGAAUCCAAGUGCGCACCAAUUUCAGAAGAUGAACUUAAGCAUGUUGACCAAGGACGAUCAACUUCAUUUCAAAAAAAUCUUGAUAGAAACAGUAAGAAAAUGGAUGAAGACAAUGUGCAUGAGAAGCAAGUUGCAACCAUUGACAAGUCCAUGAUGGAAUGGCCUACAAAACCUCAGAAAAUUGAAAAUUUUCCUGUCUCUAAAGGGGUAGAGUGCUACGUGAUGAAGGGGGCACCGAAGAAAGGGGAUGGGUUACUUGUGGGAGGGGUCAUGGCCUUUGUGAUGGGAAUUGUUGCAAUGGUUAGGCUAUCUAAAGACGUUCCAAGGAAACUCACAGAGGCUGCUUUAUAUGGAAAUUCAGUUUGUUAUGAUGAGGCUAUGUCUAAGCAUAACCAAGCUCAUUUUGCAGCACCCGUCUCGAGCUCUGAGUAUAUUUUGAUGGUGAAACGUAUGGCUGAGCUGGAAGAAAAGUGCAUGUUCCUUGACAUGAAACCGGCUAAUAUUGAAUCUGAAAAAGAGGAGAAACUUCAAGCGGCUCUUAACCGUGUUCAAGUACUUGAAGAAGAGUUGACUGAAACCAAGAAGGCUUUGGAAGAAGCUCUUGUAGGCCAGAAGGAGAUUUUGGCAUACAUUGAAAAAAAGAAAAAGAAGAAGAAGCUGUUUUUCGGGUUCUGA